Messenger RNA from Epinephelus fuscoguttatus (brown-marbled grouper), 3365 nucleotides. RefSeq lists its product as uncharacterized. The coding region runs from base 88 to 3228 and encodes 1046 amino acids. The transcript is spliced from 19 exons. Gene Ontology annotation, molecular function: heme binding; iron ion binding; oxidoreductase activity, acting on paired donors, with incorporation or reduction of molecular oxygen, reduced flavin or flavoprotein as one donor, and incorporation of one atom of oxygen. NCBI's taxonomy places the organism in Eukaryota, Metazoa, Chordata, Actinopteri, Perciformes, Serranidae. The record is from RefSeq and is a predicted model, not a curated record. Gene Ontology annotation, biological process: xenobiotic metabolic process. Gene Ontology annotation, cellular component: cytoplasm; intracellular membrane-bounded organelle.
AAUCUGUCGGUAAUUUGGGUUCUGUGUAGUGUGAGGUCUUGAAAAGUUCCGACCUUCCUGCAGCUGACAGUUUAACUCUCUUUAACAAUGUGGUUUUUUGAUUUUUUGCUCGGUUUUGACCUCAGGGGGCUAUUCUUGUUUAUUUUUGUCUUUAUCCUCAUAGCAGACUUCCUCAAAAACAGGAAUCCUCCAAAUUAUCCCCCAGGACCGUUGGCUCUUCCAUUUGUAGGGAAUCUCUUCAGUGUGGACAGUAAACAGCCAAACAUUUAUUUUACCAAGUUGGCUGACGUCUAUGGCAAUGUGUUCAGCGUUCGUCUCGGCAGUGAAAAGAUGGUGUUUGUGUCUGGGUACAAGACGGUGAAGGAAGCCUUAGUGACAAAAGCCGACAACUUUGUGGAUCGACCACACAGUGCAACGGCUGACAGAGUGUACUCAGGAGACUCAGGUGGUCUGUUCAUGAGCAAUGGUGAAACAUGGAAAAGACAGAGACGCUUUGCCUUGUCUACAUUACGCACCUUCGGCCUGGGCAAAGGUACCAUGGAGCAGAGUAUCUGUGUGGAGAUCCGACACCUGCAGGAGGAGAUAGAAAAGGAGAAAGGUGAACCUUUCAACCCAGCAGGCCUCUUCAACAAUGCUGUGUCCAACAUCAUUUGCCAGCUGGUGAUGGGGAAACGGUUUGACUACAGUGAUCACAACUUCCAGACCAUGCUGAAGUAUAUAUCUGAAGUCUUUAGGCUGCAAGGCUCUGUAUGGACUAUGCUCUAUGAGACAUUUCCUGGAGUGAUGAAGCACAUGCCAGGUCCUCACAACACAAUGUUCAGCAGCUACAAUGCCAUCCUUGACUUCAUCAGUCAGGAGGUAAAGAGCCACAAGAAGGACCUGGACCACAGCGAUCCCCGGGACUACAUUGACGCUUUCAUCAUUGAAAUGGAAAAUCACAAAGAGACGGACCUGGGCUUCACUGAGGCCAAUUUGGCUGUGUGCUGUCUGGAUCUGUUCACGGCUGGAACUGAGACAACUUCCACCACUUUGCUGUGGGCUUUGAUUUAUCUCAUCAAAAACCCUGAGAUCCAGGACAAAGUCCAGGCGGAGAUAGACAGAGUGAUCGGACAGACUCGACAGCCCAGUAUGGCAGACAGACCCAACCUGCCCUACACUGACGCUGUCAUCCAUGAGAUCCAGAGGAUGGGAGACAUUGUUCCUCUUAAUGCACCCAAAAUGGCCGCCGAGGAUACGACACUGGGUGGUUACUUCAUACCCAAGGGUAUGACCUUGAUGUCCAACCUGAGCACUGUGCUGUUUGACAAGACUGAAUGGGAGACUCCAGACACCUUCAACCCCGGACACUUCCUGGAUGCUGAGGGAAAGUUUGUGAAGAGAGAAGCCUUUCUGGUUUUCUCUGCAGGGAGACGUUCGUGUCUCGGAGAAGGCCUCGCCAAGAUGGAGCUGUUCCUGUUUCUGGUUGCUUUACUACAGAAGUUCACUUUUUCCGUUCCUGAUGGAGUAGAGCUGAGCACAGAGGGGGUAACUGGAAUAACACGUGUACCGCACCCCUUCAAGGUUUACGCCAAGGCUCGCUACACCAUGCUCUGGUCAGCUCCCGCCAGAACAGUUAUUAUGGUAGAGCUGACCCUCCCAUGGGAAGAAGAGAUGGAGGCUGCAUAUGAGACAAAGGAGGAGAGAGCUCCGACCUUCCUCCUGCUGCUGGUUUUGCUCUCCAUAAGAAUGUGGCUUUAUGAUUUUUUGCUCGGUUUUGACCUCAAGGGUCUGUUCCUGUUCAUUUUUAUUUUCAUCCUCAUAGCAGACUUCCUCAAAAACAGGAAACCUUCAAAUUAUCCUCCAGGACCGUUGGCUCUUCCCCUUGUGGGGAAUUUCUUUAGUGUGGACACUAAACAUCCACACAAAUAUUUUACCAAGCUGGCUGACGUCUAUGGGAACGUGUUCAGUGUGCGCCUCGGAGGUGAGAGGAUGGUGUUUGUGUCUGGGUACAAGAUGAUGAAGGAAGCUUUAGUGACACAAGCCAAUAACUUUGUGGAUCGACCAAACAGUUCAUCGCAACACAGGUUUUACUCCAGAGACACAGGAAAUCCAGGUGGUCUGUUUGUGAGCAAUGGUGAAAAAUGGAAAAGACAGCGACGCUUCGCCUUGUCUACCUUGCGUAGCUUUGGCCUGGGCAAAAACACCAUCGAGGAGAAAAUCUGUGAGGAGAUCCGACACCUGCAGGAGGAGAUAGAGAAGGAGAGAGGUGAACCUUUCAGCCCAGACGGCCUCUUCAACAAUGCUGUGUCCAACAUCAUUUGUCAGCUGGUGAUGGCGAAACGGUUUGACUACAGUGACCACAAUUUCCAGACCAUGCGGAGGUAUCUUGCUGAGAUUCUUCAGGUGGAGGGCUCUAUAUGGGGUCUGAUGUAUGACUCAUUCCCCCGAAUUAUGAAGCACAUGCCAGGUCCUCACAACAAAAUGUUCAGUCAAUUCAACAGCAUUUUGGACUUCAUCAGUGAGGAGGUAAAGAGCCACAAGGAGAACCUGGACCACAGCAAUCCCCGGGACUACAUUGAUGCUUUCAUCAUUGAAAUGGAGAAUCACAAAGAGACUGACCUGGGCUUCACUGAGACCAAUCUGGCUCUGUGCUCUCUGGAUCUGUUCCUGGCUGGAACAGAAACAACCGCCACCACUUUGCUGUGGGCUUUGGUUUACCUCAUCAAAAACCCUGAGAUCCAGGACAAAGUCCAGGCAGAGAUAGACAGAGUGAUCGGACAGACCCGACAGCCCAGUAUGGCAGACAGACCCAACCUGCCCUACACUGACGCUGUCAUCCAUGAGAUCCAGAGGAUGGGAAACAUCGUUCCUCUCAAUGGAUUCAGAAUGGCCGCCAAUGAUACGACACUAGGUGGUUACUUCAUACCCAAGGGUACAACCUUGAUGCCCAUCCUGACCUCUGUGCUGUUUGACAAGACCGAAUGGGAGACUCCAGACACCUUCAACCCCGGACACUUCCUGGAUGCUGAGGGAAAGUUUGUGAAGAGAGAAGCUCUCCUGCCUUUCUCUGCAGGGAAGCGCGUGUGUCUCGGAGAAGGCCUCGCCAGGAUGGAACUGUUUCUGUUUUUGGUUGGAUUACUCCAGAAGUUCUCUUUCUCCGUUCCUGAUGGAGUAGAGCUGAGCACAGAGGGAGUUACUGGAACGACACGUGUACCGCUCCCCUUCAAGGUUUACGCCAAGGCUCGCUGAAUUUUUUAACAUCUCCCCGAACCAUUUUUUAUCUAUACAAUGUGAAAGAAAUCAGAUCAAGGAAAAAUGUCUUAGAGAAGAAAGCUGUAGUUACUUUUCAAUCCAAACCUUUCGUUGUCGUAUGACUGCCCCAUGUA